AUGCGUACCUACACUAUCGGACCGGAUGUAGGUCAGACUAGCAAAGCUGGCCAGGCUACGACUCAGACAUCUCCUCCUCGACCACAGUCCCGACUGGCUGAGUUGGCGACCCGACCUUUUACUCCUUUUAACCUUUGGGAUGCGCCUCGAGAGUCGCCAGUCAGUCAACCAGGUUUGGAGCAUAUCGUCGAGACAUCGUCACCACGUCCGAUUGGGCACAUCAAGCCCGACCCAAGUGGAGAUGACCUUGUGUCAGAAGCACUUUCAUCCAUUGGCCAAGGGCAGCUGACUCGUGGAAGACAGACUCCUGCUACUACGGCUCGACCUCGGAGCAUGUUCCUCACUAUUGAGAACACUGCCCAAGGCUCGUCGAGACCAUCUCCGGCUACUAAUGCUGCGAAUCGGAAUAGCUGGGCGGCAGGUGACCAUCUCAUCAUUCCCCAAGAGGGUGAUUUGACCAAUACCACAAGCCCCACCAAGUCUUCUGAUAGUUCAGGUUCAGUGCGAAACAAGCGCGAUAGCGCGGCUUUUCGACGCGAUGUGCGACUCGAUCACUGGCUCCACGACGGAACAAACCCUGAUUGUAUGGACUGUCAUGUCGAAUCGCUCCUGGACAAGGUGGAGCAAUCGUUUGAUUUUGACUGGCAAUUGCGAGACGGAACCAUCUCGUCGGAUAGGAGCCGUUUCCUCAACCAAGCUCAGGCGAGCAGUGACACUCGAAGUGAGAGCAACUAUGACGAACAUGAUCAUCAUCCAGGUUUCAACAGUCCCGAGACAGACAAGAUUGAGUUGAGUGCUGAGGAGCGAAAGGUGAGGAAGUUGACCUUGCGCAAGAGUCUCCGCGUUGACACAUCUGUAGCCUACCACGCAUACGUCCCCACCGCUCUUCCCAAAUUCCAAGCCAACGAAUUUACUACUACGCACAAUUCGGGCAACCUUCGAGAGAGUCAGGCCGAGCAGACAACCGUGUAUCGUCCAUAUCGACCAGGCGCUGUGUGCGAACCCAAGCCAGAUGCGAGUGUCAGCUUGCAGACCGACGCCAUUAACUCGAGGAGGAUGAUCAGCUUCGAAAUCUUUUCCGACGACCAUCUGACACCUAGCGACGACGGUGAAUCUUGUAACUCCGGGUAUAAAGCUCGAAAGAUGAGGAUGACCCCAAAGCAUCGAGCGGUGCCAUCUCUCCUUCAGACUGUGGCACCACUGCGCCAAGAUCAAGCUAGCGAUUUGUUUGACUCAGUGGGGCAGACCAUGGACGAGAUCGAAUCUGGGGCUAGACAGCAGACCAAGGGACAGGGUCGUUGUCGCCUGGUGAAGCGCACUGGGAGACCAUUUGGCCGCUUCAGUAUGGAUCAACAGCGCGACAAAUACCCCGAGGCGACCACUGCAGCAGCUUCUGCUCCAAGUCUCGUCAAGCGUAGCUGGGGAUGUUCAUUGCUGCCAUUUUCACGCAAAGCCACUUGA
This is a messenger RNA of Exophiala mesophila, 1461 nucleotides long. RefSeq lists its product as uncharacterized. Lineage: Eukaryota; Fungi; Ascomycota; Eurotiomycetes; Chaetothyriales; Herpotrichiellaceae. Bases 1 to 1461 code for a protein of 486 amino acids. The record is from RefSeq and is a predicted model, not a curated record. The transcript has a single exon.